GUUGAUACAGAGGUGGAUUUGAGAAAAUUAACUGAGAUGAUUCAUACCUGACUCUGUGUAUCAACAUGUGGAUCUGCUUUUAGAUGAAACCAUGGCCUCCAGAAUGAAUCUCUCUGAAGAACAUGAAACAAAGAUAAAGACAGUCAAGAGUCUGUGGCAGAAUGAAUCUUCUGAAUCCAGCUGUGUGUCCAUGAAGAGUGAUGCUUCAAUGGGUCGUCCAAUUAAUUUUAGCUUGGGAGACUCAUCUGCUGAUUUGAGUCAAAAACAUGAAGGACCAGAAUCACAUACAGCAAAGAAGAACUUAGACUCCAUUUUCAAGGAGCUUGAGCACAAAAUAAUUUCUAUGGUGAAGAGUGAGUUAAAAAGCUUUAAGAGACUGUUGAGUCCAGAUUACCCAGAAUGCUCUAAAACGGACCGUUAUGAUGAUGAGGGUCAUAACCGAGUCAGAGAGGGGCUUCUGAAGAUCACACUCCUCAUGCUGAGGAAGAUGAACCUGACAGACCUCGCUAACACACUGCAAACCAAGCUGAUGCCUGUGUAUCAACAAAAACUCAGAUCCAGACUCCAGGAUAAAUAUCAGAGACUCAGUGAAGGACUGUCCAAUCAUGGAGACUCAACACGUCUGAAUGAGAUCUACACAGAGCUCUACAUCACAGAGGGAGGCAGUGGAGAGGUCAAUAAUGAACAUGAGGUGAGACAGAUUGAGACAGUGUCCAGGAGACCAGAGACACAGGAGACACCAAUCAACUGCAAUGACAUAUUUAAACCCUCACCUGGAAAAGAAAAACCCAUCAAAACUGUGCUGACUAAAGGAGUCGCUGGAAUUGGAAAAACAGUCUCUGUGCAGAAGUUCAUUCUGGAUUGGACUGAAGGAAAAGAAAAUCAGGACGUUCAUUUCAUAUUUCCACUUCCUUUCAGGGAGCUGAAUUUGAUACAGAAACACCUCAGUCUUGUGGAUCUUCUAAACCACCUUCACACAGAAACCAAAGAAUUUAAAUCAACAGAUUAUUAUGACUACAAAGUCAUGUUCAUAUUUGAUGGUCUGGAUGAGUGUCGACUACGUCUAGAUUUCCAAAACAAUCAGAGUUUGUCUGAUGUGACCGAAUCAGCCUCAGUGGAUGUGCUGCUGACCAACCUCAUCAAGGGGAAUCUACUUCCUUCUGCUCUCCUCUGGAUCACCUCUCGCCCAGCAGCAGCCAAUCAGAUCCCUCCUGAGUGUGUCGACCAGGUCACAGAGGUACGAGGAUUCAACGACCCUCAGAAGGAGGAAUAUUUCAGGAAGAAAAUAAAUGAUCAGAGUCUGGCUGAUAGAAUCGUCACACACAUCCGAUCAACAAGAAGUCUGUACAUCAUGUGUCACAUACCAGUCUUCUGCUGGAUUUCAGCCAUUGUUCUGGAGAGGAUGAUGGGUAAAUCAGAGAGUGCAAUGAUUCCCAAGACCCUCACACAGAUGUUCACACACUUCCUGAUCUUUCAGACCAAACUGAAGACACAGAAGUAUGAUGGGAAAUGUGAAAUUGAUCCUGAUCAGUUUAGAGAGACUAUUCUGUCUCUAGGAAAACUUGCUUUUGAACAGCUGGAAAAAGGGAACCUGAUCUUCUAUGAGGAGGACCUGAAAGAGAGCGGCAUUGAUGUCAGAGAAGUGUCUGUGUACUCAGGAGUUUGUACCCAGAUCUUGAGAGAGGAGUUUGGACUGCACCUGGGGAAGGUGUUCAGCUUUGUUCAUCUGAGUAUUCAGGAGUUUCUAGCUGCUUUAUUCAAGCUACUGUCCUUUUCUGAACAAAACACAGGACCUGAGAAUGAGUACAGGACACCAAUAACCAGUUUACUAAAGAAAGAAGUCGACAAGGCGUUACAGAGUGAGAACGGAAACUGGGACCUUUUCCUCCGGUUCCUUCUAGGUCUCUCACUAGAGUCUAAUCAGACUCUCUUACAAGGCCUCCUGAGAAAGACAGUAAGCAUAUCUCAGAGCAAUCAGGAAACAGCUGCAUACAUCAAACAGAAGAUCAGGGAGAAUCCCUCUCCAGAGAAAUCCAUCAAUCUGUUCCACUGUCUGAAUGAACUGAAUGAUCGUUCACUAGAGCAGGAAGUACAAACAUACGUGAGCAGAACAGGUAUCAGUCAUCUCUCUGAAGUCUAUCUGUCUCCUGCUCAGUGGUCUGCUCUGGUGUUUGUGCUGUUGAACUCAGAAGAAGAGCUGGAUGAGUUUAAACUGAGUAAAUAUCAUCGAUCAGAAGAAUGUCUUCUGAAGCUGCUGCCAGUGGUCAAAGCAUCAAGAAAGGCUGAUCUUUCCAGCUGUGGUAUUAAACAGAAAGGUUGUGCUGCUCUGAGUUCAGCUCUGAGAUCAAACCCCUCACACCUGACAGAACUGAAUCUGAGCAAUAAUAAACCAGGAGAUUCAGGAGUAAAGCAGCUCUCUGCUCUACUGGAGAAUCAACAUUGUAAACUGAAGAAACUACAGCUGUGUGACUGCAGUAUUGGAGAGGAAGGCUGUGCUGCUCUGAGUUCAGCUCUGAGAUCAAACCCCUCACACCUGACAGAACUGAAUCUGAGCUGUAAUAAACCAGGAGACUCAGGAGUGAGGCUGCUCUCUGCUCUACUGGAGGAUCCACACUGUAAACUGAAGAAACUAGAUCUUUCCAAGUGUGAUACUACACAGAAAGGCUGUGCGGCUCUGAUUUCAGCUGUGAGAUCAAACCCCUCACACCUUACAGAACUUAAUCUGAGCUUUAAUAAACCAGGAGACUCAGGAGUGAAGCUGCUCUCUGCUCUACUGGAGGAUCCACACUGUAAACUGAAGAAACUACAGCUGUAUAACUGCAGCAUUGGAGAGGAAGGCUGUGUUGCUUUGAUUUCAGCUGUGAGAUCAAACCCCUCACACCUGACUGAACUGAAUCUGAGAUCUAAUAAACCAGGAGACUCAGGAGUGAGGCUGCGCUCUGCUCUACUGAAGGAUCCACACUGUAAACUGAAGAAACUAUUUAUUUGACAGUGGAAACUCCACAAGCUCCAAACAAGUCAAUCAAACCAACAAGUCCUGAACAAGGCUUAUUCUGAUCCAGCAGUUUCACAUGUGGAAGACUUUUCUUAUUCGUUUUCAUUUAGAGUUUUUUUCCAGUCUCAUGGGAAUGUUUUUUAAAUAAGUAGAUUGGACGUACUAACUGCAUUGUAAAAAUAUUAUUGUGAAACGACAGUAUAUACCAGGUUAAUAAUUGCAUGACUUUCACAGUAAUUUCACAGUGAGACUUCUCUUGUAUCUAACUGCACUCUCAAAAAUUACUUUAAACAAACAACAUUAGACUGUGUUUCUACAGUGCAUAUGUACUAUAAAGGUUCCUAGCAUGCAAUGCAGCAUGAAUAGAUCAUGCUGUAGAGUUUUUGUUUUUAAUUUUUUAUUCUUGCUGGUUUUACUUGUGCUGUUGAACUUGUUUUUAGUUCACCUUUAGUAGUUCGAGUUCUUGGUUUAUGUUGUAAGUUUUUUUUUUUUUCGAGUUAUUGUUGUUUUUUGUAUGUUGAGUAUUAAUGUCACAUCUUUCAAAGAUGUUUCUCA
Molecule: messenger RNA, 3550 nt
Organism: Carassius carassius (crucian carp)
Lineage: Eukaryota; Metazoa; Chordata; Actinopteri; Cypriniformes; Cyprinidae
Product: NACHT, LRR and PYD domains-containing protein 3-like
Exons: 10
Coding region: 92-2989 (965 amino acids)
Molecular function (GO): protein binding
Source: RefSeq, a predicted model, not a curated record